UCUCCAUCCGAAUCCUUCGGGCCUGGGCUGGCCUCGUUCCGCCGGGAGUUCCGGGGACAUGUACCCCCUCCUUCCUGUGGAAGGCGCUUUCGUCUCAACUCCGUUUCCUUGGAUCCUCAGGUUUCCAGCGAAGGGACAACCCUUGAAGGCGAGACAUAUGUUCAGAUCCACAAAUUCUUCCUGGUCGCCAUCGUCCUCCUCCCCAUCCGAGAAACGACGCCCUUGACCAGCUCUUCAAGACAGCUGCUGCCAGUCUGACCACGAUUGGCAAUCUCUUGGCAACAUGGCUAGUCUUCUUUCCUUGUCUUUGCCAUCGCGCUGACGCAGGCAUUCAGCCUCACUCGAUUUGGCUCGCAAGAGAGUAGUAACAUCAACUUCCGAACCGUACCACACGCGCUCAUCCUACUAUUUCGCAUGAGCUGCGGUGAAGGGUGGAAUAUUGUGAUGGAAGACUACGCGAAUAUUGAGCCACCCUUCUGCGUUGAUGACGAGGACUUCUUCCAGAGCGACUGUGGCAGCAAGCCUUGGGCGCGUUUCUUAUUUGUUGCCUGGAACAUCCUGAGCAUGUACAUCUUUGUGAACCUCUUCGUCUCGCUCAUCUACGAGAGUUUCAGUUACGUAUACCAGCGAUCCAGCGGUCUAGCAGCUGUCGAUCGGGACGAGAUUCGUCGAUUCAAGGAGGCGUGGCGCAGCGUCGACCCAGCCGGGACAGGGUGGAUCAGCAAAGACGUAUUCCCGCGAUUACUGGGGGAGCUGUCGGGAGUUUUUGAAAUGCGAAUCUACGACGCGGACGACUCGGUGAGUCGCAUCUUGGAGGAUGUACGAAACGAUGCGACGGUUUCCAGACACACGUCGAUAGCAACCGCAAGCGCCUACAGCGGGGUAGAUAUCGACAGGCUUAACCGGCGUCUAGCCCAGAUUGACGUGGUCAAAGUUCGAGAACGAAGACGACGUUUCAACAUCUUCUUCGAAGAGGUCAUGGUCUCAGCUGACCCUGAUCGAGGCAUCUCUUUCACUACUGUCCUGAUGAUAUUGGCUCAUUACAACAUCAUCAGCGAUAGCAAAAGUCUAAGGCCGAUAACGCUCAUUAGGUUGGAAGAGUUCCUGCGCCGCCGCGCCAGGUUACAGCGAGUUGACGAAGAGGUGCGGCGAAGAAUUGUCCUGGGCUUCUUCGACACUUUAUACUAUUCCCGGCAGUUCAAGAAGCACAAAGAACGCAAGCAAGCGGGACGGAUGACUGCAGUCCCGCAGUUGGACAUUCCGCACAUCUUCGUGGACGACGAGGACGGCAGUAAGCAGCAGACACCAACGAUCCGUCAAAGCGGCCAGGGUAAGUCGACCCUGCUCAGUGCGGAAGACGCAGACCGGGCACAUCACAGGAGCUGGUCAGGAUCAUCCGAUCUCCAGGGACCAGGCCUUGACGGCGGAUACCAACAUCCGUUGAGCUUCCCUCGGUCGGGCCCGUCGUCGCCAAGCCAUCAAUCGGCCAAUUCAGCGUUUAGCUUUGAGCUACAGGAACCUGGCUUGGGGUCGGGGGAGAACAGUCGACGAACAAGCGCGGUUAGUCCGGCGCAGGUCAGCAACAUCCUCGACGACUCGGUUUGGGUUGAGAGCAUCAGGCGGAGCGCCACAGUACGCAAGCCGGACUGGAGCAAUUACUGA
Messenger RNA from Verticillium alfalfae VaMs.102, 1662 nucleotides. RefSeq lists its product as hypothetical. Lineage: Eukaryota; Fungi; Ascomycota; Sordariomycetes; Glomerellales; Plectosphaerellaceae. Gene Ontology annotation, molecular function: high voltage-gated calcium channel activity. Gene Ontology annotation, cellular component: voltage-gated calcium channel complex. Bases 445 to 1662 code for a protein of 405 amino acids. Gene Ontology annotation, biological process: calcium ion import across plasma membrane. The record is from RefSeq and is a predicted model, not a curated record. The transcript has 3 exons.